Molecule: messenger RNA, 1821 nt
Organism: Perkinsus marinus ATCC 50983
Lineage: Eukaryota; Perkinsozoa; Perkinsida; Perkinsidae
Product: RNA-binding protein, putative
Exons: 15
Coding region: 1-1821 (606 amino acids)
Biological process (GO): mRNA splicing, via spliceosome
Cellular component (GO): nuclear speck
Molecular function (GO): RNA binding
Source: RefSeq, a predicted model, not a curated record
AUGAGCCCCCGGCCAGGGCAAUGGGAAAGAGCAGGGGAGAAGGGGGAGAAUUGGUACGAGGAUGCCGCUGGAGACUAUCAAGAAGAGGGCUCGAGGAAUGGCGGCAACGUGUUCCACCCGGAGAUCUCCAGGGAGGAGCUUGCAGAGCUCCACUCUGUCAAGGUUGAUUGCGUCGGGCCUGAGACCACUGAAGCAGAUGUGUAUGGUACUUUCUCUCGCUUUGGUGAAGUACGAGAUAUCUAUAUCCCUAAAGAGAUGGAUGGUGUUACUAAUAAGCCUUUCUGCUUUGUCCGAUAUGGUUCUGAGGAGGAAGCACAGAAGGCCCUCACAGUUCGGGGUGUACGCCUCCCAGGUGGCCACGCAGAAGUGAGGGCCCAACUUUCGAAGAAACGCUCGAGUGACGCGGGUCGGCGGGCAUCAUCUAAGCUGGAGGACCGGUCUCCAGUGAAGGCCAGAGACAAUGUUCAACCCUAUGAUGGGGGUCGGAGGCCGCCCAAGGAGGGGGAAGAAGGAAAAUCAGAGCUCUUUUCUGUCAAGGUAUCGAACCUAGCUGCUGACACUGCACCAGCGGAACUGGUUCAUAUCUUCUCUAUCUACGGCUUGGUCCGAGAGGUCUACAUCCCAGAGGGGGUUUACUACGGCUUUGUACGUUUCGGGCGAGAGGAAGAGGCUGUGGCUGCUCUUGGUGCGGACCAGACGACAAGCCUACGUGGCGCCAUGAGGCCUAUCAAAGUGGAGUUAUCCUCGCGUAACAGGCAGCACUUCAAGCCUCUGGAGAGGAGGAGUUAUACGGCCACUCCCUUCCCACAAGAUGAGCAGCAGCAACAGUGGCAGCGAGAGAGAAAUAACUAUGGCGCUGACACGUUGCCAAUGUCCCAACCUUAUCCAUCUUCCUCUAAAUUCCCUUCGACCAACCCAGCCAACCCCAUGCCUCCUCGAGCCCAGCCCUCCCCUAGUGCUCCUCAGCAGGGACGUUUCUCCCGGCCAUCCUACGGUGACAGCCGACAUCCAGCAGAACCUGGCCAAGCCAGUCGGAAUACAUCGCUAGCAGCAGCUCCUGCUGAGGGUAGAGUGCGGGGGCGACCGAACCCUGCGAGAGUCGAGGAUCUACCACAGCUUGACAGGGAGACUCGAGAUCGGCUCGUGUCAGUGAAGAUUGAUGGCCUCGAUGAUCCGGGAAAGUAUCGGCAGGAAGUGUAUGAACUGUUCAGUGAAUUCGGCAAGGUCCAAGAAGUUUAUGUGCCAAUGGCGCGGGCUUAUGACCACCCGCAUUAUAUGUUUGUGAGAUACUCUACUACAGAAGAAGCAGAAGCCAGCUUGACGUUGAAUGGCCGGAUGGUUAAUGGCUGGCCCAUCCGGUGUGGCCUGGCUAAGCGGCCUCUAACAUCCUCAACCCAUGGUCAGUCUUCGGUCCCGGGGAGUAGUUGGAGUAGACGAGACCCCGCACCAGCAUCGGGGUGGACCGAACAGGAGCAACAGCGAGGCUGGAGGGUAUCAAACCCCGCUCGCCCGAGUGCUCCGGCUGAAUCGAACUCCCGAGGUGAUGCGGGUUAUCGUACAGAUAAGUAUUACCCGCCGACGGGCGAUCAGGGACCGCCAUCGUCAGCUCCCAAUCAACAGCAGAAUGCGCAUCGCCCGGUGCUAUCAGCGCAAGACAGAGAGAGGAUGUUCUCGGUGAAGGUGAAUAAUGUCGGCUGGGAGACCACGGAAGCCGAAAUUGAGGGAAUCUUCUCUGAUUAUGGAUACAUCACUGAGGUCUAUCAUCCGAGGGACAAACCCUUCGCUUUCGUUCGUUUCGAAACUGAGCGAGAGGCCAUGUGA